Messenger RNA from Fusarium musae, 567 nucleotides. RefSeq lists its product as uncharacterized. Gene Ontology annotation, cellular component: cytoplasm. Gene Ontology annotation, biological process: amino acid activation for nonribosomal peptide biosynthetic process; secondary metabolite biosynthetic process. Gene Ontology annotation, molecular function: phosphopantetheine binding. NCBI's taxonomy places the organism in Eukaryota, Fungi, Ascomycota, Sordariomycetes, Hypocreales, Nectriaceae. The transcript has 2 exons. The coding region runs from base 1 to 567 and encodes 188 amino acids. The record is from RefSeq and is a predicted model, not a curated record.
AUGGUCGUCACCGGCCCGCUGCAGGGACAUUCCCUGCACAAGUCAGCUCUUCAACUUGGCCAAGGGGACUGUGUCGAGCCUCCAUUCCCAACAGUCACUUCAGCAUUCUAUCACCAUGCAACAACUUCCCCAGAUACUAUAGCCCUUCGUGAUCUCUCGGGAUCACUAAAAGAGCUGACAUAUGGGCAACUUGCAAAACGAGCCCAAGAGUUGGCUGCACAGCUCAUUGCUCAAGGUGUCUGUCCUGACUCGCGGGUCCCCCUUGUUGCUAAAAGGGGAUUGGACAUGAUCAUUGGUAUAUGGGCAAUCCUUUCAUGCGGAGCUCAAUAUGUUCCUCUUGAUGGAGGUGUCGUUCCCGAUAAAACUAUUCGUCGAGUCCUUGAGCAGGCCGGCGGUGGCGUCGUCCUUUGUCUGUCUUCGACAAAGCACCGAGUCACCUCCCAACAUCCCAACCAGACUGUGGUCGUUAUUGACGAAAUAAACACAAACCCUGUCGAAGAAGACCUUCAUAUCGAUCUCGCAACUCCGGAUUCCGGCUGUUACGUGAUAUAUACAUCAGAGAGAUAG